UUCAUCUGACAAUGCCACUCGCACUGACUAGAGCUCCCUCGGUGACGUCAACAAAGGACUCGGCAAUAUCUUUAACUAACGAGUCUACCAACAUUUACAGCACCAACUGUUUUCUAAACUCCAGCUUUCCUCUGUGGUCCAGUCUCCCGGCUGGUCUGAUGCAGCUGUUGAAUAACGUGACGGACAACUUCAGGGAAACCUGGCAAUUCCAAGCCCGUGUUCUGCGCAUGUCAGGAAGUGGCGUCACGUUCGCGCUGCGUGCCUCCAAUCCGAUGGACUUCAGCGAUUUUGUUUCCGCAUUUCACGAAGGAACGAUUCUACAACGAAUGGCUCACACAGACACUUGUGACAGACAGACAAACACAGAUUGUUUGUGCACGACGUUUGUGAUGCACAAGGACGAUGUUGUUCAAUAUAAAGACAUCCACUUGUCAUUUCAAGAACUGCGCGUGUGCAGUGUGGACUUCACAACGGUGAACCACGCCAACAUAUACUUUGUGCUGAUGUUCGUUUUCUCCACGGCCGUGGCGCCGUACUUGAUGGUGUUCGCGCUUUGCGCAGUGACAUGCUGCCGCCUGGACAUGAUGGCGUAUGGCUUCUCCAAGGAGGACUGGAUGAGGACGAGGAGGACGUUUUUCGGCUGUUUAAUAAGUGUGUGUUUUUACGUACCCUACUUCGUUGUGAACUUAAUGAACUCCCGAGGUCUGUUCGUGUCGCCACAUUGCCACAUCAUCGCCAUGGUCAUGUAUUACUGCUGUGCUCUCAUUCCGUGUGUGUUCUGUUUGCAGGUCAGCUGCUUGCGGUAUCCGUCUUCUGUGGUAGAUACCCGCUCUGUGUAUCACGAGAACGCAGACAUUGAACUUCUACAGCUGAACAGAGUUUAAUGUUAUACAGCUGAACUUCUACAGCUAAACAGAGUUUAACAGUAUACAGGCAGACAUAGCUUAACAUAUACAGCUAAACAUCUAUAGCUAAACAGAGUUCAACAUUAUAAAAAUAAACAGUUUAACGUCUACAACUAAACAGUUUAACAUUAUACAGGUAAAUAGAGUUUAACAUUAUAUAGCUAAACAUCUACAGCUAAACAGAAUUUAACAUGAUACAACUAAACAGAGUUUAACAUUAUACAACUAAACAGAGUUUAACAUUAUACAUUUAAACGUCUUUAGCUAAACAGUUUACCGUUAUACAGCUAUACAGAGUUUAACAUUACACUGCUAAAUGUCUACAGCUAAACGGUUUACCAUUGUGCAGCUAAACAGUUUACCGUUAUACAGCUAUUCAGAGUUUAACAUUACACCGCUAAAUGUCUACAGCUAAACAGUUUAACAUUAUACAACUAAACAGUGUUUACAUUAUACAGAUAAACAACAUUUAACAUAACGUCUAUAGCUAAACGGAGUUUAAACCUGUAUUUGAAUCAUGUGUGACUCAUUGCGUUUUUACAUCUAAACAAAGUUUAAGAUUAUUUUUAACCCUGUGAGGCUGACUUGAAUGUUACAGCCACACACAUUUUAAGAUUAUCUUGAACACUGUGAGACCCAGCUAAUGAUAUAUUGCUUAUAUGCAACACUGGACUUCAGUGGUUGUAAAUCAGAGUGAAUUACACGAAUUUGAUGGAGGGUGUAAGUCCCUCACCCUCUUAAAACCUGUUGGAGGUUAAAUACUAAUACGCAAGGAGAAAGACUUGUCAUUUGUUGAAAUGUUCAAACGGUGAUGAUGUUUUGAGAGAGAGAAAAACAUAUACAGCUAUAAUGUGUUUUUAUCCGUUCGUGGGUGUUGAAUGUUGCAAAGAUCAAACGACUGAACACGUGACGUAUAUUAGGCGUACCAGUUGCAGUGUUGUUGACGUUUUAGAUGUUUUUCUCUUUAAUAAGCAUUUGACAUUAAAUUGUUGACUCUUAUAAUUUGGGAUAAACAUGCCUCAUACCUAAGAUACCACAUUUGAUGACUUUUGAUGGCUAGUAUAGGCGCCAGACGAGAAAAACAACCGCAGGCAGUUAUAUAUUGAUUGGCUUUUCCGCUUUGAAACGGGGAUAAUGCUUUGUCUUAAGAGUUGGGUGAAUGCCCACCUCUUCCACCCCCUCCGCUUCAGAGGACUACAAAACUAAUAAGAAGGAAUAUUACUAAUCAAUCUGAUUAAAAUUAGCUCUACUGGUAUAUGUCAGUAGAUCUAACAGCAUUGCGUGGACUCCCAUGUCCAGGUGACAUUUCAUAUAUAAAUAACAA
Molecule: messenger RNA, 2229 nt
Organism: Gigantopelta aegis
Lineage: Eukaryota; Metazoa; Mollusca; Gastropoda; Neomphalida; Peltospiridae
Exons: 2
Coding region: 12-884 (290 amino acids)
Source: RefSeq, a predicted model, not a curated record